UUUAGAAUAGCCUGUCAUUGCGGAAGUAGCUUCAGUGAAGAAAAUUUUUUUUGUUGAGAAUUGAAAGAUAAUAAUUUACUGUCGUGAGAAAACGAGUCACGUCAUAUAGUUAGAGAUUACUACCCGUUUUUACUGUAUCUAUUGCUGGCUUUUUGAAAAGUAGCAAAAUGUGUAAUGGUUGUGUGCAGAAAGAGUACCCUGACAGGGGGAACACAUGUUUGGAGAAUGGCUCCUACCUGAUGAACUACCUGGGCUGUGCCAACUGUCACCAGAGGGACUUUGUGUUGAUCAGCAACAAGGCCACAGAGGAUGAGGAUGGAGAGGAGAUAGUCACCUAUGAUCAUGUGUGUAAAAACUGUGACCACGUCGUAGCCAGGCAUGAGUAUACUUUCUCUGUGGUGGACGAUUAUCAGGAGUACACAAUGUUGUGCAUGCUGUGUGGGAAGGCGGAGGACUCCAUCAGUGUGCUGCCAGAUGAUCCCAGGCAAACCGCCCCUCUCUUCUAGAAGAGUACAAUGACAGACUGAGAUGACCAGAUGUAAACAAUCAAGAACUGCUAGCUCAACAUGGACCAGAAGUCCCAUGAAAGAGAUAGACUAUUAGCAUUCUAGAAAAUAGAGCAGGUAUUCUAGAACACAUAUCACAUCUCAAACCCAUAUAGCCAUGCAUCUCUAUAUGGCUCUGCCCAGACAUAACAUUUCACUUAUAGAACAGAGCUUGUCUAAGAUGGCAAGUCCUAUAUUCAUCAAAUUGAAGGAAUAAUACCAGUCUUCUUUAACAUAGACUUUUCAUCAACAGUAAGGGUAAGCAAAGACUACAUAAUAUAGUACAUGCUACUCUUCUUUGACCACAGAUGUACAUACUGUCCAAUUUUGCUAGAAUUAGAUUUAGGGCCUAGUUCACUCAGUAACAACCCCCACCCCAUAAGCACUAUCAGAGAUUCAUCUUGGCUUAUCAGCGCGCAAGAAGGAGCUACUACCAUGUCACAUUACCUACGGAUCUACAUUAAGUUUAUUGAAGGUUUGGGGGCUAAGGGUUGUUUCUGUAUAGGGCCUAUGUUGGGGACUAGGGGUUGUUCCUGGACAGGGCCUAGGUUGGGGUUAAGGGUUGUUUCUGGACAGGGCCUCGAUUGGGGCUAAGGGUUGUUUCUCGACAGGGCCUAGGUUGGGGCUAGGGGUUGUUUCUGGACAGGGCCUAGGUUGGGGACUAGUGGUUGUUUCUGUAUAGGGUCUAGGUUGGAGCUAAGGGUUGUUUCUGGAUAGGGCCUAGAUUGGGGCUAAGGGUUUUCUGGAUAGGGCCUAGAUUGGGGCUAAGGGUUGUUUCUGGACAGGGCUUAGGUUGGGGUUAUUUUUUAGGGCUUGGAACCCUAGUUAGACUGCUGUUAAGGAUAAAUAACUGUUACAGAUCACAUGUCUGUUUAAAUAGAUUUGACAGCAUUGUUUUUUAAAUAUAAAUAUUAAGUAAAACAAAUGUUUGUAUGUUGGGGGGGCAAUGGAACUUGACACUUUGUACGCAUUUGUUGGUUGCAUCGUAACGUAAUAAAGACAACGUGUAGGUAGUCUACUACUUUGAAAAUGUAUUAUUUCAUAUAUACUUUACAGAAAUAUAAACGCAAUGUAAAGUGUUGGUCAGAUAUUUCAUGGGAUGAAAUAAAAGAUACCAGAAAUUUUCCGUAUGC
Salvelinus namaycush (lake trout) is the source of this 1678-nucleotide messenger RNA. RefSeq names its product churchill domain containing 1 (gene churc1). Gene Ontology annotation, biological process: positive regulation of DNA-templated transcription; multicellular organism development; fibroblast growth factor receptor signaling pathway. Bases 168 to 506 code for a protein of 112 amino acids. Gene Ontology annotation, molecular function: zinc ion binding. The record is from RefSeq and is a predicted model, not a curated record. Lineage: Eukaryota; Metazoa; Chordata; Actinopteri; Salmoniformes; Salmonidae. The transcript is spliced from 4 exons.